Leptinotarsa decemlineata (Colorado potato beetle) is the source of this 3024-nucleotide messenger RNA. RefSeq names its product arrestin domain-containing protein 3. The record is from RefSeq and is a predicted model, not a curated record. NCBI's taxonomy places the organism in Eukaryota, Metazoa, Arthropoda, Insecta, Coleoptera, Chrysomelidae. Gene Ontology annotation, biological process: protein transport. Gene Ontology annotation, cellular component: cytoplasm.
CUUCGUAUUUGGGACUAGGAGGCGCCAAUCCUAUUUUCUUCGUUCGUAUUUUCGUGUAUUACUUCUAUUUUGUUCCCAGUCAUAAGUACUUUCCUCAAAUCAAAUGUCCAUUAAAAAUAUUAUAGGGAGCUGAUAACAUAACUCAAAUAAGUUAAACGUUUCGACAUUCAGUGCCUGUUUUAAAUAUUAUUAGCUCAUCGCGCACCUUUUUUUUAUUUGUUUACUGAUAUAAAACCUAUAUAUACGUGUUGGAUUUCGUCCUUCUUAACUCAUUGACUAAGGCUUCCUUCUUCCAAAAUGUCCUGUAACAUUGUCCUAGAAAAUUUCCAAGGCAGAUAUUAUCCUGGAAACACAAUAUCUGGUCAUCUGGUUUGCACAUUUACAUCGAGGGAAAGUAUUCGAGGGAUCAGAGUAAAACUUAGAGGUAAAGAACAUACAUCUUGGACUGAAACAGAAAGUUAUUAUGACAGUCAUGAUAAGAAAACUAAAUACAGAACCGUUCACUACAGUGGGGAUAAUAAGUUCUUGGCCGUCGACUUAACUUUAGUUGGAGAAAAAACUAUGGCUCCGGGACGUUAUGAAUAUCCAUUCACAUUCACUUUACCAAUAAAUUUGCCGCCAAACUUCCAAGGAUCAUAUGGGCACAUCAAAUAUUUUAUCAAAGGAACCGUGGAUAUACCAUUUGCUUUUGAUUAUGAAAACGAGAGGAAUUUCGACGUUCACGCCCUGGUGGAUUUCAAUGAAAUUCUUUCAGAUCUCCAGCUGGAGCCAUGUACAUACCAAGACGAGAAAACCAUAUGCUGUUGUUGCUGCGCUAGCGGUCCAAUUACAAUGGACGUAAUGAUGGACAAAGAAGCAUUUAUUGUUGGUGAAGCAGCCAAAAUCAAAGUAGAAGUGAAAAACUUGUCCAACGAAAAUAUAGAUCAAAUGUCCGUUAAGAUCAAGAUGGUUCUCGAAUAUAAGACAACUAGUCCCAGAACUAGUCACAAAUAUGACGACGAACUUGUAGCUUCUGAUUAUGACACUGGGGUUGGAGCACACGGAGAAAGAACGUAUCUGUUUGAUUUAAGGAUACCGAGUUCAUCAGCUAUUUACAAUUUUCGCCGAUGUACAUUAUUCAAACAGUGGUUUGUUCUCAAAGUAGAAGCUAACAUCCCAGGUUGUCAUUCCAAUAUGGAAGUAGAAACUGGCGUUCAAAUAGGGCACAUACCAGUAAGAGGUACUGAGCAGCCAACACACCAAAUUUCCCAUCUCCCAUCUUCAGAAAUACCAGGUGGUGCGUUUCCUCCUCCACCACCAAAACAUGUACCAGACAAUCCCCCACCAUACCUUUCUUUGGAUAGAGAGCCACCGUACCCUACUGGCCCUCCAGCUUUUCCCACGCCUGUCGGUGCGGUACCGGGACAAAUAGGAUUUACCUUACCACCGGAUUCAGUAACCUUCUCCAUACCGAAGCUGCCGACAAACGGAAUGAUGCCAGUACCAGUCCAUGGUGGAGCUCGUUAUCCCCCAGGACCAAGUGCUUCGACUGCAGCAAACGCCCCUCCGGAAGAGUCUGCUCCAUCAGCACCUACCAAGGCGGAGAUAGCUGAGGAAGAGAAUUUUGUUUUACUCGAUUCUGAAGAUCCGUCGAGGGUAUCAACAGAACCACCUCCACCAACAUAUAAUGAUGCUGUUUCUGUUCAGCCAAACGUUCACUCUUCUGGUAUUUAUCCACCUGGAACUCCUCCACAAAGCAGACCUUCUGCACCACAGAAGUGAAAAUUGAUACCUACUCGGAGAAAACUACAAUAUUAUCUGAAUUUUAUGUAUGAAUCAAUUUUAUAUAUUACGGGUGAAACUUUGACUGAAGUAUACUUUAAAUUUCACUUGCAACUGCCUGAAUUCAUUGUGGUAAUCUCAAUGAGUAGUAUCUGGAAUUACAAUAACUGAUAUAUCCGGUAAAUUUAUGAUAAAAAUGUGGACUACCUAAAGGAAGCUUCUCUUCGGAUGACAUUCUCCAUACCACACCAUACCAUCUGAUCUUCUUGCUUUAUUUUGCUCAUUACUGAUAUGUAAUCUAGAGAAAUAUGUCUGUUAGCUUGGACUCCAAACCCACACAUAUAUUCUGAACUUGUUCAAAUCAUAGUCUAUAAGCUGUGCGCUGAUCUAUUGAUAUCGAGUUCACAUAUGAUACAUUUGAAUUUGAACAAGUUAGUUUAAUGAGUUGCUCUGUAACAGUUCUAAAAUUGUCUAGUUGGCUAUAUCUAAUUCAAAUUUUGUGUUCAUAACUGACUUUGAAAGUUCUUCGAUUUUGAUGUUCUCAGGACCAACUAUAACCCACUUCUCCUGAGAAAUCAUUGUUAUCCAAUGCCGUUCCCACCUAUUUAUAUACCAGAAUCCAAAAAAUUAUUCCGUUCAUGGGUUUGGUAUUUGAUGUCUUCUUUCAACUCAUCUGAACAUUUCAAUUCUAGAUUCUUGACCAUUUUGUGAGAUUCAGUUCGUUACUCCUUCAGGUGAUAAAGGUUAUGUCUAAUUAAUAUCUGAGUUUAUAUCAAACACCAUACCUUCACUUUGUUGCUGUUAUCACUUACCAUAGUCAACAUUAACAUUACCAAUCAUCAAUUAACAUUGAGCUAAGUCUUUCUUUUUGGUUCAGUGUUAAUUAGAAUGGAUAUUUCUUGUCGCGAUCCUAAAUCUAAAACAAUAUUCUUUCAAAUCAAGGAUGAUUCCAGUCAAUAUUGAUCCCCCACAAAUAAUCUUGAAUAAUUUACCGAUAUCCGUAGAAAGGUAACCUUUACAAAACGCUUUAGUUUUCACGGAGACAAACUAUAUGUUUCACUUUAGUUUUGAGAAGAUACAGUUUUCAUGAUUACUACUACUUAAAAACAUUCGACUGACACAUUCAUGCUAUAGGACCGAUGUAAUGAUAAUUAUAUGUAUUAUUUUUUAUGAACAUUUUCGGGUGAAUUUGUUGAUUUUGAUAAAUACUAUGUAUUUUUGUACUUUAUAUAAAAAAUCUAUUAUAUAUUGGUCGUAGGAAAA